Spirodela intermedia is the source of this 1950-nucleotide messenger RNA. Lineage: Eukaryota; Viridiplantae; Streptophyta; Magnoliopsida; Alismatales; Araceae. The record is from the annotation of a GenBank genome assembly.
AUGGCCGCCAUGAGAGCUCCGCCCACUCUCCGGGCCAUCGCCGCCGUCCCCAGCCCCUUCUAUCUCCUCGAUUCCUCCGCCGGCUUGCCGGAAAUCAGGCAGAUCCACGCCCAGCUGGUCGUCGGGGGCCUCCUCGACGACCCCCGGGAGCUCGGCAAGUUCGCCGCCGCCGUGGCCCUCUCUCGACCGGCGCCGGCGGAGGAGGAGCAACCGGUGGCGGCGGCUCUGGCCUACGCCGAGGAGGUCCUCUCCCACGGGCGGUUGCCGCCGACGGUCUUCGCCCUCAACUCCCUCAUCAGGGCUCACUCCAAGGGCGCCGCCCCUCACCGGGGCUUCCACUUUUACCGCCGCAUCCUCCACUCCGGCGACGGCGACGGUAGCGGCCUCCGGCCGGACAACUACACCUUCACCUUCCUGGUCCGCUGCUGUGCGGGGAUCCCCUCGGCGGAGGGCGGCGCCGCCGUGCACGCCGCCGCCCUCCGGCGGGGCUUCGCCGGCGACGCCCACGUCCAGAGCGGGCUCGUCCGCAUGUACGCAGAGGCGGGCUCGCCGGAGUCUUCCCGGCGGGUCUUCGCUGAGAUGGAGUCGCCGGACCUGGUGGCGCAGACGGCGAUGGUGGCGGCGCUGGCGAGGUCCGGCGAUGUGGACCACGCCCGGAAGCUGUUUGACGAAAUGCCCACAAGGGACGCCGUCGCCUGGAACGCUAUGAUCGCCGGGUAUGAGCAGCUGGGCCGACCCAAAGAGGCCAUGCAGCUCUUCCACCUUAUGCAGAGGGACGGCAUUGGCGCCGCCGCGGCCGUCGAGAUCAACGAGGCGACGAUGGUCUCCGUCCUGUCGGCAUGCGGCCAGCUCGGGACGCUCGACCACGGCCGAUUGGCGCACCUCUACACGGAGAAGGCCCGGCUCCGGCCGACAGUGGCCCUCGGCACGGCCCUCGUGGACAUGUACGCCAAGUGCGGUGAUAUGCCCCGCGCCAUGGAGGUGUUCGACAAAAUGCCGCAUAGAAACAUCCACACCUGGACCGCCGCCAUGAACGGCAUGGCCCUCAACGGCGCCGGCGAGCACUGCCUGGCUCUCUUCCGCCGCAUGCAGGAGCAGCAGCUGCAGGACGGCGCCGCCCUCCUCCCCAACGAGAUCACCUUCCUCGCGCUGCUCCGCGGCUGCAGCGCCGCCGGCAUGAUGGAGGAGGGCCGGGAGGUCUUCUCUCAGAUGACGGACCUCUACAAGCUGGCGCCAUGGCCAGAACACUAUGGCUGCAUGGUGGACCUCUACGCCCGCGCCGGCCGCCUGGAAGAGGCGCUCGCCGUGCUGCGCACCAUGCCGGGGGAGCCGCACGCCGGCGCGUGGGGGGCCCUCCUCAGCGCGUGCCGCACGCACGGCCACGCCGAGCUCGGCGCCUACGCCGCAGCGAAGAUCACUGCGCUGGAGAAGGAGAACGACGGCGCCUACGUCCUCCUCUCUAACCUCUACGCCGGCUGCCGCAACUGGGCGGGUGUGAGCGGGGUGCGGGCGCUGAUGAAGGCGCGCGGCGUCGCGAAGGAGCCCGGCUGCAGCGCCGUAGAGGUCGCCGGCGAGCUGCACGAGUUCUUUGCCGGCGACAGGUCGCACCGGCGGUACCCGGAGAUCGAGGCGAUGAUGGCGGAGGUGGGGAGGCGGCUGAGGGCGGCUGGGUACUCGCCCGAGACGGAGGAGGUGAUGUUCGACGUGGAGGAGGAGGAGAAGGAGGAGGCGCUGGGAUGGCACAGCGAGCGCCUCGCCAUAGCCUUUGGGCUGGUGAGCUUGCCGGAGGGGGCGCCGAUCAGGGUGGUGAAGAAUCUGAGGGUUUGCAGGGACUGCCAUGAGGCCAGCAAGGUCAUCUCCCUCGUCUUCCAAAGGGAGAUCGUCGUCAGAGACAGGAGCAGGUUCCACCACUUCCGCCAUGGAAGCUGCUCCUGCAAGGAUUACUGGUGA